AUGUGCGGAGCGAACGAUGUGCCAAACAAAGGUGGUGGAAGUGUCAACCAGCUUGGAGGGAUGUUUCUCAACGGCAGACCUCUCCCAGAAUCCAAGAGGAGGAAAAUGAUUGAACUGGCCUCAGAGGGAGUCCGACCGAGCCAGAUCUCCAGGAUACUUCGGGUGUCCAACGGAUGCGUCAGUAAGAUCCUGAGCCGCUACCGAAGCACUGGGCUCCUAGAGCCAAAGACCAUCGGAGGGAGCCGACCUCGGCUUCUCACCCCCGGUGUCAUCUCCACAAUCAUCCAGUGCAAAAGGGAAAAUCCGACCAUUUUUGCUUGGGAGAUUAGAAAACGGCUUACUGCAGCACGGAUAUGCAAGGUGUCCAAAGUUCCCAGCGUGUCGUCUAUAAAUCGGAUUUUAAGAAAAAUCCACCUUGACCACGGGCCGAUGUGCAUGGAGAUCAUCAGGACUGAGCAGGAUUUUGCUUCUCUGAUUCAAGAAGAAGUUAAUAAGAGAGAGAUGUUUGAGAAAGUAUGCAGCAAUGAUAAGAAGCCUAAAGGUGUCCAGCAGCGAAACCGUACCACCUUCACCCCGGAGCAGAGCACAGCACUCGAGCAAGAAUUCUCCCACAGUCAGUAUGCAGAUAUGUACACAAGAGAAAAACUCUCAGCUGAGACCAAACUUCCCGAGGACACCAUCAAGGUUUGGUUUUCGAAUAGACGGGCUAAAUGGAGAAGGGAGGCCAAACACAGCAGUGGCAGACAGAACCUUCACAAGCAAAGAGAUUUUGCUCCUGUGAAUUCAGCAAUGCCACAAAGCUUCAUAUCUCAACAGGCAACUGGAGUGUUAAGAGUGAACUGUGAAAACUCAGAGGCCUCCCCUGCAUAUAACACAGUACCCAGGAUUCUGCAAAAUAGCUACUUCUUCCCAAUAGAAACAGGUGCAAGAAAUUCAGAGCAUCUUACAUCCGCCUCAAUCCCGCACUCAAUCCUCCAUCAGCCUAAUCACAUGAUGCCCCGGGCCACGACAAACAAGACUCCACUGGAUCUCCACAGAGACAGAUUCACUUUCCCAUUAGUUCACCAUCAAGAAGACACAAGGACAUCCCUCCCCUUUGUAACUGAGACAAUAAGAACAGACCACCCUGUGACUCAGUGCUUGAACCAGCAGGGGAUUUCUUUUACUUGGAGCCAAUUUCAAACAGAUGACAGGUUUGAAUUUAGGCAGCACAACUGGAAUGUGAAUCCACAUUGCUAUCUGGACUAA
Molecule: messenger RNA, 1248 nt
Organism: Plectropomus leopardus (leopard coralgrouper)
Lineage: Eukaryota; Metazoa; Chordata; Actinopteri; Perciformes; Serranidae
Source: RefSeq, a predicted model, not a curated record